AGGCCAGUUUCGGCGGUUACGUAAUGCGCGGUUACUGUAACCAGGCCCGGCAAGCUUUGUCAAAUCGCCAUUUUGAAUCUGUGCAUUGUGUAUGAGACUGUUGGUUGUCGCCGUUAAAUUUCGUUAAUAUCUUUCUAUCGACGCCGCGUUUGUAUAUUUGGAUUUCUGUUUUUGAAGGAAAUGUCUUCUAGCUUGACGUUCAGCAAGUUUAAUAUCAAGCAGCUGCAAGAUUUUCUUCGGAAAAGAGGAGUUUCGUGCACGGGAUACAACAAGGAAAGACUCGUCCGAUUAGCGUCCGCGGUAGCGGACAUUAGUCUGCCUGUAGACCCGGACCUCUCGGGCCCGUCUCACUCGGUAGACGCUACUGUGCGUGGGAAACUGCAACGUGCAGGUUUUUCAUUCAGUGAUCCAACAGAAGUCCCCGGGUACACUUCCAAGUUUGAUGAUAUUCCGGACUUUGGAAUCUACGAUGUUUUUAAUUAUUUAGUUGAAAAUAGAGCGGACUAUGAUCGUCGAAAACUAAAGGCUUUCAAGAGCUUUGAGGACUACCGACUUUUUGCCGAUGGAAAUGUGGAGAAGCUUGAAUACAAUCCCCUCUCUGCAGAUAGCGACUCGUGUGUUUUCAGAGCACAGGUCAAACCGACUCAAAAAGACAAAACAUAUCUGAACAAGGCUACAUAUUCUUCCUGGCUAAUAAUGACAAAGGAGCUCGGUGAAAUAAGCAUUGCUUAUUGUGAAUGUCCUGGAGGGUCUGAUGGUGCUUGUCGGCAUCUUGCUGCUGUACUGUACGAGAUUGAGGCAUUUGACAAAAAGGCAUGCACCGAAGGCCCGGCUGAGUGGAAAAGGAGAGCCCGUCAUCAUGAUGUUCCCACCCAACUUGUUAACUUAACAGUUAAGAAAGCAAGGUAUGGAGAAGCUGAUCCUACCAAUCCUGGACAGUCAUCCAGCAAACUUGACUUUGACCCAAGAGCUGUUGGUGAUCAACAAUGUCUUGAUGAAGAUGCGGUGAAAGAAUUUGCUGCAGGCGUAGCAGAGGUCAAUGGUACAGCUGGUGCUCUGGAAUUUCUACCAGGAGCCCCUGACCUACCAGCCCAAGCUCCUUCAACAAACAUCAAGCAUCUAGGGAUAAGGAGCAGGAUUCAGCAAGGGCAUUCGUCGAAUGUUACCAACAUCAUGGACUCCUUGCAGUACUCAUCUGAAGAAGUAGCAGAUAUCGAACGAGCUACAAGGGGCCAGUCUGACGAACAACAGUGGCAUGAUAUGAGGGAAGCCAGACUAACAGCAUCAAACUUUCAUGCCAUAGUGCGCUCUCGAAUCGAAGGAGGGGGAACGCUAGCAAAACGGAUAAUAGAGGGGAACCAACUGGAACAUUUGCCAGCUGCCAUCGAGUGGGGGAGAAAAAAGGAGAAGACUGCGCUUCAAAAGUACUUCAAAGUGGAAAAAAAUAAACACAAGAAGCUUUCUGUUAAGCAUAGUGGGUUGUUCGUAAUGGAGAAGCAUGGCUAUGUAGGAGCAAGCCCAGAUUCUGUUGCAUCUUGUAAGUGCAAGACUCCGUGUCGUAGUAGAUGGGUCGUCGAAGUUAAAUGUCCGUACACCGAGAAGGAUUCGCAUCCAAAGGAAGCUGCUCUGAAGAGAGGUUGUGUCAUUGUCAACAACGAACUAGUGUGUGGUGAAGGGUGUAAAUAUUACGCUCAAGUACAAGGACAGAUGGGCGUUUGUGGGGUAAAACACUGUGACCUGGUUGUUUACACUACGAAAGGAAUAUCCUGUAUCCCUGUAAACUUUGAUGAGAUUUUUUUUACAGAACUUAUGAAGAAGCUUGAAGUCUUUUUCCUGAAGAACAUUUUGCCAAAACUGUUGGAGUAAACUUUGUUCUAUUUAACGUACAUGUAUGCAUCAUGCAGUGUAACUAGGUAUACAUGUAGUUUGUGAAAACUGCAAAGUGUUUGGAUGGCAGAACCAUGUAACAUCUUUUACUUGUUCAAAGGGUCCUGUAGGUUACAGAGGGCUGCGCACACAACAACAAUUUGAUUCAAAAGAGGCUUCAAAUUUAAGGGAACGACUCCAUUAAGUAGUCGAAAUGUCUUUAGACGACCAAUAGCUCUUUCAACGUGUAUUCUUGCAGAUGCGAUUCUCCUUGUUUUUGUAGUAGCAUGAACAGAUAGUUGUUUUCCAUGAGCAAAGGGAGGAAUGUUGAGAGUUGCUCCUUUUUCUGCGAGUAAGUCACGUAUUAAAAAUCCUCUGUCUGCCAUGACAUCAUCUCCACGUUCGAUCAGAUCCAUAAAUCCAGAUUCUUGUACUAUGCGUUUAUCUGAAAUACUACCUGUCCAUAAACUCGAUAUGAAUGUGAAUGUUCCACGAGGAGAAGUUGCAACCAAUAAUUUUGAAGUAUUAUGAUGUUUAUAUGAAGACCAUGUUAUACGUUGAGAGCUUGGCAUGGAAGGUUUCUGAAUAAAUAUUUCUGUACAAUCAAUGAUACAUCUAGUAUUCUUGAAAUGUUUGAAACUAGCAGGAAAUGUCUUGGCAAUUUGUUCCUUUGUUGGCCAGCGGAUAAGAAGUGGUCCAAGUUCAAGGUACAGAAAUGAUAUCCAAGUGCAGAAGAUUUUACUUGUAUAGCUAACUGAUAUGCCAAACAUAUCAGACAAAGUUCUGACAGUGAAGCCACGUCGUAUUCUUAUCAGUGUCAUGAUAAAUUCCUCUCGUAGUGUAAGUGUCCUUACUGGGCGUUUCUCCUGCAAGUAUAAGUAAAUAAACAUUAAAUGUGUUAACACAUUAUCAAGUGUUGCAUUAUUAUACAUGUACAUGUACAUGUAAAUGUAGUUAUAUGAGAUAGAUAUAAUUUCACACAAGGAAAAUGAAAUUUAUUGAAACACUCUGGAACUUAUAAAUCGUUUUGCCAAAGAAGUUAUGUGCCAAUUUUUUGUUUAAAUAUAGCGAUUUAUUUUGAGAGAAAUCGAUUUUAUACCUUUGCCUCUAGCCUUUGUGCUGCAUCUUUAUUCGUUGAGUUUGGUCCUUCCCAAUAAGUUAGUCUAGAAGCUUUGUCCUUCAGGAAAUUGAACAGAAAAGUCAGCAUGGCAAGAGUAAGACCUGAAUUUAAAGGGAAAAUUUGAGAGAAAAAGACGAUUUACAAUUUGGUCAAGUUUUGUAUGUUCUUAAUUUCUUCUGAUAAUACAAAUAUUUUGUGAAUACAUUUGAACAAAAUGUUUUAAAGCUAACACAAGGUAUACAUUGCAGUGUCAUUCAACAGGAGUGAUUAUAUAUGUGGCUAUUCUGUAAUUGAUCAGUAUUUUAUUCAUCAGUGUAAAGUACAAUGCCAAUAAAUACCUGUAUAGAACAUGCA
Strongylocentrotus purpuratus (purple sea urchin) is the source of this 3340-nucleotide messenger RNA. RefSeq lists its product as uncharacterized. NCBI's taxonomy places the organism in Eukaryota, Metazoa, Echinodermata, Echinoidea, Camarodonta, Strongylocentrotidae. The transcript has 4 exons. The record is from RefSeq and is a predicted model, not a curated record. The coding region runs from base 181 to 1866 and encodes 561 amino acids. Gene Ontology annotation, molecular function: zinc ion binding.